UCCUGGUAGAUGAUCAACUGUGACUAUCACAAGGUUCUCCUUGGCAAAGUCAAGUGUUGACGGAGGCACCAGCUUCUCCCUCAUUUUUUUUCAUCUGAGUGUGUUCACAAGAACAUUCAAAACUGUUUCUCCAAAGAGUUCUGCAGAAACUCAGACUGUUUUCUAAAGCAGAAGCACCAGAGUCCACAUCGGAAGCGAUGGGCAGCGUGCGAACCAACCGCUAUAGCAUCGUUUCCUCGGAAGAGGAUGGUAUGAAGCUGGCAACUAUGGCAGUGGCCAACGGUUUUGGGAAUGGGAAGAGCAAAGUACACACCAGGCAACAAUGCAGGAGCCGGUUUGUCAAGAAGGAUGGCCAUUGCAACGUCCAGUUCAUUAAUGUGGGUGAAAAAGGUCAGCGGUACCUAGCAGACAUCUUUACCACCUGCGUCGACAUCCGCUGGAGAUGGAUGUUGCUUAUCUUCUGUCUGGCUUUCAUCCUCUCCUGGCUCUUCUUUGGUUGUGUAUUUUGGUUGAUUGCCUUAUUGCAUGGGGACCUAGAGGAAACGGACAAACCUUGUGUGUCUGAGGUGCGCAGCUUUACCGCAGCCUUUCUGUUCUCCAUUGAAACACAGACCACUAUCGGCUAUGGCUUCAGGUGUGUCACAGAUGAGUGCCCUAUUGCAGUCUUCAUGGUGGUUUUCCAAUCAAUAGUUGGCUGCAUCAUUGAUGCCUUCAUCAUUGGCGCUGUCAUGGCUAAGAUGGCGAAACCCAAAAAGAGAAACGAAACUCUCAUCUUCAGUCACAAUGCUGUGGUAGCCAUGAGAGACGGAAAACUUUGCUUGAUGUGGAGGGUUGGCAAUCUGCGCAAAAGCCACUUGGUGGAGGCACACGUGAGAGCUCAGCUCCUCAAAUCCCGGAUCACCACUGAAGGAGAAUAUAUCCCUCUGGAUCAAAUAGACAUCAAUGUUGGGUUUGACAGUGGGAUAGACCGUAUAUUUUUGGUCUCGCCCAUUACAAUUGUCCACGAAAUAGAUGAAGAGAGCCCUUUAUAUGACUUAAGCAAGCAAGAUAUGGACAAUGCAGACUUUGAAAUUGUAGUGAUACUGGAGGGCAUGGUGGAAGCCACCGCUAUGACCACUCAGUGCCGUAGCUCAUAUCUAGCAAAUGAAAUCCUGUGGGGCCAUCGCUAUGAGCCAGUCCUAUUUGAAGAAAAGAGCUACUACAAAGUGGAUUACUCCAGGUUCCACAAAACAUACGAAGUGCCGAACACACCCCUUUGCAGUGCCAGAGACUUAGCUGAGAAAAAAUAUAUCCUCUCGAAUGCAAAUUCAUUUUGCUAUGAGAAUGAAGUUGCCCUUGCGGGCAAAGAGGAAGAGGAUAGUGACAAUGGGGUGCCUGAGAGCACGAGUACAGAUACUCAUCCAGAAAUGGACCAUCUUAGCCAAGCAGGGGUGCCCCUAGAACCAAGACCUUUGAGGCGAGAGUCUGAAAUAUGACUGGGGGUAGGGAGAAUACGUUCUGCAAUGUUUAAAAUGUAUUUCACCAUAACGGGCAUGCUGCAUUGAGAAGUGGCUGCAAACAGGUUUUCAGCUGAUGGUACUGUUGGACACGGAUGGGCAAGCAGCCCUAAGGAGUCAAAACCCUGAGCUGGUUUUCAAGUGCUGUCUUCAGAGUAGGUACAGCAAGGCAUGAACUUGGAACCUGAAGCACUAUGUCUAUUAAUUGCUAAAAGGCACAUAUGUUGUAGAAUAAAUUAUGUAUAUAUUUUUUUACAAAACUUGAACUUGCAGGCAAGCUUUGGUCGAGCUCUAUUGUUUGUUAUCCAUGGUUUUUCUUCCCCCAAUGCUUCUCCCUUGGGAACAAGAAUAUUUUUAAUGGCAUAACCAAGGCAAGAGUCUGCCUUGGGUUUUUCUUUUUCCUUUUAAAAAUUGCUGCUAACUACUUGAACACAAACUGUAAUUAUUUUUGUCACAGUUUAAUACUUGUUUCCUUUUAUAUAUAUGUGUGUGUGUAUCAAACAGAGAAAAAAGAGGAGAACCCCCCCCAGUCCUGAAUUUGUUUAUUUGAAAGCUCUGUCCAUCAAUCAAGCGACUGGUGAACUAGGAAAUCUGUCGGUUGAGGCCAGUAGUUCAGUACCUAGAAUCAAUUUCUCUCCCCGACUAUCCAGUUACAGGAAAAUUCUUAUGUAACACAAGGUCAUGCAGUAGCCUAUAGCAAGCUAUUUUUUUUUAAAUAGUGCUUGGAAAUGGCAUGAGAUUCAUUUCACCCAAUAUAUGUUUUGAUUUCCAAACUACCUUAGUGAAUACCAAAGAAAAAAAAUGCACACUUUUGCACAGUGGAUUUUUUAUUUAAAUAGAACAGGCUGCUUUCAGACUAUUUUUCCUCCCUUUCAGGUCCUUCACGUGUGUAUUUUUUUUAACUGCACCUUAUUCCAAAAGUCAAGUUUAGAGUACAAUUAACAGUCCCUUUUUUUUUUUUUUUUGCUCCAUUGCCCUGGUUUAGGGAAAUAACACCACCAAGAGUUGCUUGAUUGUGACAGGUAACAAAUCUAGAUAUAGGUAGAUAGAUGAGCUUCUGAUUUUUUUUAAAGGAAAAGAAAAAA
Messenger RNA from Pseudonaja textilis, 2581 nucleotides. RefSeq names its product potassium inwardly rectifying channel subfamily J member 2 (gene KCNJ2). Gene Ontology annotation, cellular component: plasma membrane. The record is from RefSeq and is a predicted model, not a curated record. Gene Ontology annotation, biological process: regulation of monoatomic ion transmembrane transport; potassium ion import across plasma membrane. NCBI's taxonomy places the organism in Eukaryota, Metazoa, Chordata, Lepidosauria, Squamata, Elapidae. Gene Ontology annotation, molecular function: inward rectifier potassium channel activity.